AUGGUGCACCGCCAGCCAAUGUCAGAUCUCGCCUGGUACCUCAUGACCGGUUCGGUUACUCCCGGCGCUUCUGAGUGGACCACCAACGGCUGGGCCUGCAAACUGCUGAAAAUCUCUGGCUGUCGCGGCCCGGAAUACACAGCCGUGGGUCAAAGACGGGUGGUUCAGCCCAGGAAACUAUUGAACCAGAUGACGGAUGGUGGAUACGAAUCGCUCCGUCCUUGCUCCACCACCCCUGUGGCACUGUUGAUCCGUGUGACAAAAGUCGAAAACCUUACUAUGACAGCAGGCCAUAACGGAAUAGCCGGCCUCAACUCGGUCGACAAGAGUUCUUUCUUUCUUCUGCACCGGCUGGGUAGCAUGACUGACCUGACCCUAAAGGAAGGUUUGCUGAAUGACAGAUUGGGUCGGGGAGAGAGGCCCGCAGAACCGAAGGAAACAGUGACCUCAUCGGAUUACUCUUCCAAGGCAGCGGUCAGGUUCAGCCACGGCGUUCCUUCCCCUCGGCGCCAUUUGUGCACACUGCAUUCUGCAUCCAGACCGUUCGGGACCGGGCUCGGCUCAUGUGAUCGACCGUUCACCCUGGCUAGAAGCUGA
Penicillium lagena is the source of this 597-nucleotide messenger RNA. RefSeq lists its product as uncharacterized. The transcript is spliced from 3 exons. Lineage: Eukaryota; Fungi; Ascomycota; Eurotiomycetes; Eurotiales; Aspergillaceae. Bases 1 to 597 code for a protein of 198 amino acids. The record is from RefSeq and is a predicted model, not a curated record.